Molecule: messenger RNA, 754 nt
Organism: Papilio machaon (common yellow swallowtail)
Lineage: Eukaryota; Metazoa; Arthropoda; Insecta; Lepidoptera; Papilionidae
Product: general odorant-binding protein 1
Exons: 3
Coding region: 32-553 (173 amino acids)
Molecular function (GO): odorant binding
Source: RefSeq, a predicted model, not a curated record
UACACGACAAUAGUUGAGAGACGAGGAUAAGAUGGCAGCGUCGAACACAAUACUGAAUCCAAGAUGGCGACUGGUGGCGGUGUGCGUGCUGUGCGCGGCGUUGCGCCCGCCCGCAGCCAGCGCUUCGCAGCAGGUCAUGAAACAGCUCACCGUAGGGUUCAUGAAGGCCAUGGAUGUUUGUAGAAAAGAGAUGAACCUUGGCGACCACAUAUUGCAAGACUUCAUGAACUUCUGGCGCGAAGAGUACGAGCUGGUGAACCGCGAGCUGGGAUGCGCAAUAACCUGCAUCGUCGUUAAGCUAAACCUGAUCACCGAGGACUUCAAGAUGCACCAUGACAACGCCAGAGAGUUUGCCAUCAAACACGGAGCUGAUGAGGAUAUAGCGAAGCAACUGGUGUCGAUUAUCCACGACUGCGAGCGCAGCAACGAGGCGGAAAGCGACGAAUGCCUGCGCGUGCUGGAGAUCAGCAAGUGCUUCCGCACCAAGAUACAUCAGCUCAACUGGGCGCCCUCCAUGGAGGUGCUGCUCGAGGAGAUCAUGACUGAAAUCUAGGAGAACACUCAACGAUCAUCAACUGAUCACGUAAAACUGGACCCUGGACUCUGAUUGAUUUAGAUGUUACAAUUCUCCCUCAAACCUCGUCAGCUAGUUCCUAGUCUAUAUUAAUUAUUGGUAUUUUGUUAGUUUCAUUAAGUUAUAAUGGGGGUGCAAAGUAGAGUGAAAUGGAUUUUUAAUAAAGGUGUGAUGGAAUUU